This is a messenger RNA of Ilex paraguariensis (yerba mate), 315 nucleotides long. The record is from the annotation of a GenBank genome assembly. Lineage: Eukaryota; Viridiplantae; Streptophyta; Magnoliopsida; Aquifoliales; Aquifoliaceae.
AUGUACAAUGAACUCUCACCAACAGACACUUCACGUAAUCUGGAGAUACCAAAGUGGGCAUCUGACUUGCCUCCUGGAAAUGCCACCAUGCAUGUAGUCGACCCAAAUGGAGACACCACCUGGGAGUUUAUAUGUUCCACAAGGAGCAGCGGUCGACGCUCGAUGACAUAUCAGUGGAUUGAUUUUGCAAAGAAGAAGAAACUUAGGCCCGGUGACAUACUCCGAUUCUAUCGUUUGUCAAAUGGAGAUGGGUAUUUCAUGGAGCUUGAGCGCCACAGCAUCCGACUCUUUGGUGUGACCAUGUGCAUCAGCUGA